AUGUGGACUCGUUGCUUUCAAUUGCUUUAUUCGGAUUUUGACAUUUUUGAGGAGGGAUUUUUGACUUGUAGUUAUUUUAAAGCAGCAGUAGAUUUGGGUAAUAAAAUUCAAAAACCAAAUAUAAAAAUAAAGGUUGAAGGAACUGAAAAGAAUCAGGCAAGAGAAGUGGGAUGUAAAUCAAAUGAUUAUAAAUUUAUUGGUGGAUAUUCUGAUUUUUCUAAAUUGGUUGAGAGCAGACAUAAAUUAGAUAAUGUUUCAACAUCUUCAUCAUUAAAUAUUAAAGAUGAUGUUAAUGGAUGCGAAGAUGGUGUUUAUGUUGAUGGUGAUUUAUUGUCUUUAUUGUCGUGGGCACUUCAUAUAUCACAUUUUGCAAUACGUUUAGAGAAUGCUGCAAAUGAGUUUCGAAAAAUCCAACAAGACUUGUCAAAUGUCAUAGAAGGAAGACAGCGUUUAGAUUCACAAUUACGAGAAAAUGAAAUUGAAUUUCAACUAUUAAAAGAAGAUUCAAAUAUAUUUAAACUUAUUGGACCAGUAUUAGUGAAACAGGAUAAAGCUGAAGCUGUUCAAAAUGUGAAUAAACGAUUGGAAUAUAUUCGAUCUGAAAUAAAACGUAUGGAAAAACAAAUUGAAGAUUUAACACAAAAAUCAGAAAAGAAAAAACUUGAAGCACAUCAUGCUGUUACGCCUAAUUAUAUUAGAAUUUUACACAUUGCAAGUAACAAAGAUUUUUAUGGGGUUGUUCUUCUACAGCAAGAAGAUAUGAUGGUACCUCAUUUGGUACUGUCAUUUGAUCAAAUCUAA
Messenger RNA from Entrophospora sp. SA101, 801 nucleotides. The record is from the annotation of a GenBank genome assembly. NCBI's taxonomy places the organism in Eukaryota, Fungi, Glomeromycota, Glomeromycetes, Entrophosporales, Entrophosporaceae.